Messenger RNA from Paramacrobiotus metropolitanus, 1912 nucleotides. RefSeq lists its product as uncharacterized. NCBI's taxonomy places the organism in Eukaryota, Metazoa, Tardigrada, Eutardigrada, Parachela, Macrobiotidae. Bases 247 to 1683 code for a protein of 478 amino acids. The record is from RefSeq and is a predicted model, not a curated record. The transcript has 7 exons.
UCACUCACUCUCCAGUCACAUUCCAUUCUCUGCACACGGCACGCAGAUUAUUUAUCACCUGAGUUCGAUUUGGCGCAGUGGCAUGGCCGAAACGGUUGCAUCAUAAUUUUUGUUUUGUCUACGGACAGAAAAUUUACAGCUGCCAAUUUCGUGAAUUUAUCCAAAGUAUGAUCGAUAUUUAAUUAGGUGCGACUUUUUGGCAUAAGGUCCUAACCUAGGGUUGAAUAAUAAGUACUCUCGAGAUCCAUGGCGCUGGAUUGGAAGCUGCUAUUGGUGAUUACGAGCAUGGCCCUCGUCAUGCGAUGUCCCUCCGGGACCCGUGGCUGUCCUCGACCACCGUCGUCCCGACCCUGGUUACUGGAGCCUUAUAAUAGCCGCGCCGGGCACUGUUCAUGGAUGUAUUAUGCGCCGACGCCGCAGUACAGGAAUCAUUACCAAAUCACGUUGUGGAGAAAGAGCCCUCAUUACCACGAGCAACUGCUGUGCUUGAUUAACGCCCUGACUGACGACCGCCUGCCACUGUCCAAAAAAGUUGAUUUCAUAACGGAAGGCAAUCCUGUUCGAUUAUCCUGUCAUCCACUGGAAAAUGUCCACCGGAACAUUCACAUCAUGCCCGACCAUUUUACCGGCUUUUAUGACCAUGGCACCGGUCUCUACUUCUGGACCAAGGACUCGCGGCAUUUCUGCGAAAAAUGGGAGCGGACUCAUAAAGAUUAUAAGUGCCACGGGGCCGUUGAUCGUAACGCGCCGGAUGGCGAACUAUGGAUCAAGUCUUUCACAGCGGCGGACGAGGGCGACUACGCCUGCGCGUUUAUCGAGAAGUGCGAGAUUGAGGGCUGGUGGUGUUCGCUUCGUGUGGGGCUGGCUUACCGCCUCCGUGUGGCGCCCAAAAAAACUGCAGUGCCGGCGCGUACCACCCCUGGUGCAACAAAGUCCUAUCCACCGACAACUCAGAAACAAAUUCAGCCGGUAUCAUCGGCUAGCUUCAUCACACCGCCGACCGCUUUACUGCCCACACAGUGGUUUAGCACAGAUACCACAAAGGGAGAACAAGCUUCCAGCGCCACUCAAACGACAGCGGGUUUGAUGGGAAAUACGACAUCAAGUGACACCACAGCGUUCUGGACAACAGCGAUAUCAGACGUCUCAGCAGCGGAAAUAAUCGAUAGCAAAGAUCUGUAUUCAAGCCUUGGAGAAACACCUACAGUAUUUCAGCUUCCUGCGAGCAGGAAUGCAAUCGUAACCGCUUCCAUCGCUAGUGCCACAUCCCCAUCUCCCAGUACCGCGCAGUUGGUGGGAAACGUGACAUCGACUGUCUACAUGGCGACAGCGACCGGGCCAGCGACGUCGCGAGACACCUCGUCGGCUCCAAUAAGCAUCGUUUCUGCUGACGACGAAUCCCGAAACUCGAGCGCGGACGGCAUAUUUCACCCGCUCGAUGAAAAUAACUCGUCGAUCAGCGAAACGGUCUCAGUAGGCACUCCGCUGUCCACCGUAGCCAGCUCGACCGUCACUGAAGAAGAAAAUGUGUCCACAGAAACCGUAAACGAUACGGAGGAGGUCACCGAAUUCGACUGGGUUCCGUCGGAUCAGCGCCGUCACACCAUGUACCCGUCCGAGUGUCCGGCCUGCACCGGGAACUGUCCUUGUCCGCCAUCGAAGCGCAAGCGCAAGCAUUUAUGAAAUUUUGGUUCGGUCGAUUUCUCAUGGCACUGCCACUGUGCUAUAGUCAGGUUAAGAAAAAUUAGCGCUAAGUUAUGUUCUCCAUUUGCUAUGUCAGAAACUGUUAUACCAAUAAGCGUUGUUUUGGGGAAAAUAUCGGAGCGGCUGUUUUUCUACUGCGUGAUGCAUGGAUAAGUUUCAGUAAUUCGAUAAACUGGUGAUUCUUAGCGGUCGGCAACCAGAAACCAGA